Zea mays is the source of this 888-nucleotide messenger RNA. RefSeq names its product glutathione S-transferase omega-like 2. The record is from RefSeq and is a predicted model, not a curated record. Gene Ontology annotation, molecular function: glutathione transferase activity. The coding region runs from base 1 to 888 and encodes 295 amino acids. Gene Ontology annotation, cellular component: cytoplasm. The transcript is spliced from 6 exons. NCBI's taxonomy places the organism in Eukaryota, Viridiplantae, Streptophyta, Magnoliopsida, Poales, Poaceae.
AUGACUGCGCGGUUGGCGCUGGACGAGGUCACCGACACGGGCGCCUUCGACCGGUCGCCAUCCACCUUCCGGAGCUCCGUUUCUAGGGACGGGCGGUUCCCCGCCAUGGCAGGGCGGUACCACCUCUACGUCUCGUACGCGUGCCCCUGGGCGUCCCGGUGCCUCGCCUUCCUCAAGCUCAAGGGCCUCGACCACGCCAUCGACGUCAUGGUCGUGAAGCCCAUCUUCGAGCGGACCAAGGAGAGCGACGAGCAUCUGGGCUGGGUGUUCCCCGCCGCCGACGAGGAGCCCGACGCCGAGCCCGACCCUCUCAACGGCGCUUGGAGCGUGAGGGAGCUCUACGAGAUCGCCAGCUCCAACUACGCCGGGAAGCCAACCGUCCCCUGUUCCAUUGCGUUUCGGGUGCUGUGGGACAAGCAGCUGAAGAUGGUGGUGAACAACGAGAGCUCCGAGAUCAUCCGGAUGCUCAACGCCGAGUUCAACGGCAUCGCCAGGAACCCCAGGCUGGACCUCUAUCCAGCCCACCUCCGGGCCUCCAUCGACGAGGCCAACGAGCUGGUCUACGACGCCAUCAACAACGGCGUCUACAAGUGCGGCUUCGCCAAGAAGAAGGACGGCUGCGUGCUCGUGCAGGAUUUGGGGUCGCUCACCAGCAUCCAUGACAGUGCGCGUGAACUCUUCUACUACCUCAAGGGUGGACAGGUGGACUAUGGCGAGGAGCACAGCAAGGCUUGCGGCCACAACAGGGCACUAUUCUGUUUGUUAAGAGCACAACCCAGUGCAUUUUGUGUGGCACUCUGCUGGCGCGUAGGUUGUGAGGGUGCUGCAUCAGAUGCUUGCCGACAAGCUAGGCUGAUCGCUGCCAUGGCGAUCAGCUAUGAACUAUGA